AACCGAUUGAGAGACAUGCCCGCAUCUGACGACGGUACAUUUUGCCGAGGGAAUGUCAACAAACUGGUCGUGCAGCUGGACAAGUCAAUUGCGCAGCGCGGGAAGGAUCCCUUAACAUGGACAUGGAGCUGCCCUUGCGCCCGCAAUUGCCACAUAAUUCAAGUUCGAACGACCCGGAAUUUCUGCAUGAUCUGGGUUUGCUGGAUCUACUCGAAAACGACCCCCGGCCAACGUUCGCAUUGGACACCACGAGCGCACGGAACUCGGUCCUCGGACUCUAUCCAGUCUUCUCUAACGCUGCGCUUGAAAAGUCAGGAACACUGUGGGGCGCCAUAAGCGGGAGUCACGAUAAUCACAUGAGUUUGGGGGAAGAUGCUACAUCUGUGUCGCAUUUCCGGAACUGGUCCUGUCGAAAGCCCUCGACUCUAGACAAACCUUUAACUUUCUGCGGCCACAGUUGGACAAGAUGCUUGAUCGCUCAGCGUUGGAUAGUUGUGAGCGGACAAGCCAUCAAGGCGGGUGGGGGAUUGAAAGCAAACGAGAGAUCUCUAUCUAAGAAGAUCUCUAGAUCAAACUUCGCGACAUUCGAUUGGACAGACGACCCUCCUCCGGCAAAGUUAUCUCCACACGUCGCCUGGGCACGAAGCAUCGACUGGGAAAAUACACCUCUGGGCCCUAUGCGAGAGUGGUCUCCCCAGCUUCGUAGCAAUGCCAGUCUUAUCAUGAUGGAUCCACGGGCAGCGGUCGGAUUCUACGGACCUGAACUUAUUAUGAUCUACAACGAACCCUACAUUGAGCUCCUUGGUGGUCUGCAUCCAUGCAUUGGACGCAGUGCUCGGGAGGCUUUGGCACAAGUCUGGAAUGAAUUCUUUGAGCCAAUUAUAAAGCGGAAUCUUGCUGGCGAGACUGUCGAUAACUCUCAUACAGAGAUUCCACUGGUGCGCAACGGCUACCUGGAGGAGACUUACUUCUCCACUCGCUUCAUACCGAUCUUCGAUUCUCAAGGUGCUACGAUUGGCCACUAUGAACCAGUCGUCGAAUCGACUAAAGAAGUUCUUUUGGAGAGACGCUUGGGUACCCUUAUGGAACUAAGCCAGGAACUGCCUCGAGCCCGCGACUCCAACGCCUAUUGGGACCAUGCUGUGCAGGUUUUCUCUCGUAACAGCAAAGACGUUUCAUCUGCGCUGUUCUAUUCCACUGAGGCAGACACCAGUAGCCAGGACUCGACCACUAUAGACAGUGCGACAGACAGCCAGUAUCAGUGUAAACUCCGACGAUCCAUUGGCGCGAUCGGAAACCCCGUCUCCCGCAUCGAUAAACUUGACCUAAGGGAAUUCGAAGGAACGAUCAAACUGUUUAAAAAGGCCAUCAUCGCUGAUCUGCCCAUUACCGUGGAUCUGCUUGCAGACCCUGAUGCACAGGACUUAGCAAAAGCACUCCGACCGCAGGGCUCGGACGACGUCUGUAAGCUUGCGGUAAUAUGUCCUCUUCAUCUGCCGUCUUCGAAAGAAACCAUACUCGGAUUCAUGGUCAUCGGGUUGAGCCCUAGACGGCCGUAUGACAAAGCCUACUCGCAAUUUAUCUAUGAAGCAGCUCGUUUAGUCUCCGCUUCAUUGACAUCACUGAUACUGCACGAAAAAGACAUCGGACGCAGAGAAAAGGCCAUCACUACUGCCGAGCUCAUCAAGACCGAGCUCAGACAACAGCUAGCAGAAUCUCAGCUGGAGGUAGAUCGCGGCCACACAAAAUUCCAGCGGUUUGCUGAGAGGAGCAACAUCGGCAUCUUCAUCCUCAAUAUGGAUGGCGUCUACUCUUACCGCAACGAAGCCUGGUACAACAUUCUCUGCUCAAAUGAAGAUACGUCAUAUAUCGAAUUAGAGCAAGUAUGGAAUGACUUGAUCGAUAAUGAAUACAUCGCGUCCGGCCAAGCCAUGUUUGAAGCGCUUGCAGCUACGAAAGAAGCACAAUCUUUCGAGUUGCGUUUAAAAAAUACAUGGCGUGUAGCAAGCAACAGCAUCAACGACUCGUUACCCGAGAUACAGCCCAAAUGGGUACUUUGUUCGAUCUUUCCAGAACUAUCUGAAGAGGGUGAGAUUCUGGAAAUCAUCGGCUGCAUAACUGAGAUCUCUCAGCAGAAGUGGGGAGAGGAGUUGCAAGCCAUCCAAGCUACGCAAGCAAAAGAAUCCAAGAAGCAGCUGGAAAGCUUCAUCGACACAACUUCUCACGAGAUGCGCAACCCGCUAUCUGCGAUCGUCCAGUGUGCAGAUAGUAUCAUAUCCUCGCAUGAAAUCCUAAAAGGAUUCGAAUGUUGCGAAGAUGACUACCAAACGACACUGCUUGCCACGCUUGAUUGUGCCGAGACUAUCGUUCAGUGCUCCAAGCAUAUGAAGACCAUAGUCGAUGACGUCUUGACCAUGUCAAAAUUAGACUCGGGUCUCUUCACCAUGACACCUAUCGACGUCGAACUCGAGUCGACCGCCCGCGACGCAGUCAAGAUGUUCGAGGGCGAGGCCAGAGCAGCCGGCGUGCACUUACAGCUCCACAUGGACGACUCGUGCAAACAACACAACCUCGCUAGAGUAUCCCUCGAUCCUACUCGCGUCCUCCAGAUCCUCAUCAACCUGCUCACCAAUGCCAUAAAAUUCACCCGCCUAGAAGCCAAGCGGGAAAUCAUAGUCACUCUCAGCGUCGCCCUCACGCGCCCAACCCACAACGCCGAUGGCCGUGUGUCAUACAUUCCGCGCUCCUCGGGCCACGAGGCCAAAACCCUGCUUGCAGACUGGGAGCAGGGCCAGAGCGUCUUCGUCCGCUUCUCGGUCCAGGACACCGGGACCGGCAUGACGGACGCCCAGCACCAUUUGCUUUUCACGCGCUUUUCGCAGGCCUCCCCGCGCACGCACAUCGACUACGGCGGCUCGGGUCUCGGGCUGUUCAUCUCGCGGCGCCUGACGGAGAUGCACGGCGGCGCGAUCGGCUUCACGUCCAGAAAGGGCGUGGGCAGCACGUUCAGCUUCUACGUGCAGAGUCGGUGCAGCAGUUCUGCUAUGCAGCGGCGCGAGACUGUCGACCCCGACUCAACGACGGUUGAUGGGGGGCUGCAGGCGCAUCGGACGCUGGUGCGGAGCAAGAGCUGUAACGAAACGACGCCGCACCCGAGCCCGACAAGUACUCCGACUGGGCAUGUUCCGGAUAGCGAUCUGCAUAUCUUGAUCGUGGAGGAUAAUCUGGUGAAUCAGCGGGUGUUGGCGAAGCAGUUGCGCGACGGAGGCAUGAAGGUCGCGGUCGCCAACCACGGCGGCGAAGCACUGGAGUACCUGCGGACGACGUGGUAUUGUAAGGGUGACGGAACGGGCAAGGCAUUAACUCUGAUACUAAUGGACUGGGAAAUGCCGGUCAUGAACGGGCUGGAGUGCGUGGCCAGCAUCCGAGCGAUGCAAGCCGGCGGUGCUGUCAACGGCCACGUGCCCGUUAUAGCAGUGACGGCGAAUGUCAGGUCGGAGCAGGUCGAGACCGCACUGCAAGCUGGCAUGGACGAUGUCAUCUCGAAGCCGUUCAGGAUACCGGAGCUAAGGGCCUGUAUACAGAAGACGCUGCGCACUGUGGCACCAGCUGAGACAGUACGAUAACUGCUGUUGGGGACUAGUUGAAUGAAGAUACAGGGCUCGAUUCAGAGAGGUACCGUAAACUCUCGCUUACAAAACCCGGGUAGUCUAGGCGAAACCCUGCUGGUGAACAAUAUUUAGGGGGUACUAUACUGCGGACAGGGUACUUACUAUAAGUAAGGGGGUACUCUAAUUAGGGGCCGCUAGAACAAUCUAAACUAUAGUUUGUUAGCUAGUGUUCCUCAGCAGAUGUUAAAUCCAACACGUCACCUUUUCCUGCACUGCAAUCGUGCAGGCAGCAGCAGCAGCUCUACCGCUACUACUACCACCUAUCUAUAGGCGUACCCAACGACUACUAACCAUGAAUCUAGCUACCUACAUAGAUUAAAUGAUAAUCCUUUUACUUACUUGAAUUCACUCUAUGCAAUACUGUAACUUACAUACAAAUCGCUAACAAAUUUAGUGUGAUAAUUAAGUCACCUGAGCA
This is a messenger RNA of Didymella exigua CBS 183.55, 4089 nucleotides long. RefSeq lists its product as uncharacterized. Gene Ontology annotation, molecular function: phosphorelay sensor kinase activity. The transcript is spliced from 6 exons. The record is from RefSeq and is a predicted model, not a curated record. NCBI's taxonomy places the organism in Eukaryota, Fungi, Ascomycota, Dothideomycetes, Pleosporales, Didymellaceae. Gene Ontology annotation, biological process: phosphorylation; phosphorelay signal transduction system. Bases 117 to 3626 code for a protein of 1169 amino acids.